Molecule: messenger RNA, 1782 nt
Organism: Callorhinus ursinus (northern fur seal)
Lineage: Eukaryota; Metazoa; Chordata; Mammalia; Carnivora; Otariidae
Gene: CPNE5
Product: copine 5
Biological process (GO): cellular response to calcium ion
Cellular component (GO): plasma membrane
Molecular function (GO): calcium-dependent phospholipid binding
Source: RefSeq, a predicted model, not a curated record
AUGGAGCAGCCCGAGGACAUGGCGUCGCUGAGCGAGUUCGACUCCUUGGCGGGCAGCAUCCCGGCCACCAAGGUGGAGAUCACCGUGUCCUGCAGGAACCUUUUGGACAAGGACAUGUUUUCCAAGUCCGACCCACUAUGUGUCAUGUAUACUCAAGGGAUGGAGAACAAGCAGUGGCGGGAGUUCGGACGCACCGAAGUCAUUGACAACACGCUCAAUCCCGACUUUGUGCGCAAAUUCAUUGUGGAUUACUUCUUUGAGGAGAAGCAGAACCUCCGUUUUGACCUAUACGACGUUGAUUCGAAGAGCCCUGAUUUAUCCAAACACGAUUUCCUGGGCCAGGCCUUCUGCACCCUCGGAGAGAUCGUGGGGUCCCCUGGGAGCCGCCUGGAGAAGCCCCUCACGAUAGGAGCCUUCAGCCUGAAUUCCAGGACAGGCAAACCCAUGCCAGCGGUGUCCAAUGGUGGUGUCCCAGGGAAGAAAUGUGGCACCAUCAUCCUGUCCGCCGAGGAGCUGAGCAACUGUAGGGAUGUAGCCACAAUGCAGUUCUGUGCCAACAAGCUGGACAAAAAGGAUUUCUUUGGGAAGUCCGACCCCUUCUUGGUGUUCUACAGAAGCAAUGAGGAUGGAACGUUCACCAUCUGCCACAAGACCGAGGUCAUGAAGAACACCCUAAACCCAGUCUGGCAAACCUUCUCCAUUCCUGUGAGAGCGCUCUGCAAUGGGGACUAUGACCGGACCAUCAAGGUGGAGGUGUACGACUGGGAUCGGGAUGGCAGCCACGACUUCAUUGGAGAAUUCACCACCAGCUACCGGGAGCUGGCCCGCGGGCAGAGCCAGUUCAACAUCUACGAGGUGGUAAACCCGAAAAAGAAAAUGAAGAAAAAGAAAUACGUGAAUUCUGGCACCGUCACGCUGCUUUCCUUUGCUGUGGAGUCCGAGUGCACAUUUCUUGACUACAUCAAAGGAGGGACCCAGAUCAACUUCACAGUGGCCAUCGAUUUCACGGCCUCCAAUGGGAACCCGUCGCAGUCCACGUCCCUGCACUACAUGAGCCCCUACCAGCUGAACGCCUAUGCGCUGGCGCUGACUGCCGUCGGGGAGAUCAUCCAGCACUACGACAGUGACAAGAUGUUUCCCGCCCUUGGCUUCGGGGCCAAGCUGCCCCCUGACGGAAGGGUGUCCCAUGAGUUCCCGCUGAAUGGCAACCAGGAGAACCCCUCCUGCUGUGGCAUCGAUGGCAUCCUGGAGGCCUACCACCACAGCCUGCGCACCGUGCAGCUCUAUGGCCCCACCAACUUCGCCCCUGUGGUCACCCAUGUGGCCAGGACCGCGGCCGCAGUGCAGGACGGCUCCCAGUACUCGGUGCUGCUCAUCAUCACAGAUGGGGUCAUCUCGGACAUGGCACAGACCAAGGAGGCUAUUGUCAAUGCUGCCAAACUCCCCAUGUCCAUCAUCAUCAUCGGCGUGGGCCAGGCAGAGUUCGACGCCAUGGUGGAGCUGGAUGGUGAUGACGUGCGGAUCUCCUCACGGGGGAAGCUGGCAGAGCGGGACAUUGUCCAGUUCGUGCCCUUCAGGGACUACGUGGACCGCACGGGCAACCACGUGCUGAGCAUGGCACGCCUGGCCCGCGAUGUGCUGGCCGAGAUCCCUGACCAGCUGGUGUCCUACAUGAAGGCACAGGGCAUCCGUCCGCGCCCCCCGCCUGCGGCCCCAGAGCCCUCACCCCCACGGUCCCCAGCCCGCACCCCUCCUGCCUCCCCCCUGCACACACACAUCUGA